Messenger RNA from Didymosphaeria variabile, 1290 nucleotides. RefSeq lists its product as uncharacterized. NCBI's taxonomy places the organism in Eukaryota, Fungi, Ascomycota, Dothideomycetes, Pleosporales, Didymosphaeriaceae. Gene Ontology annotation, molecular function: protein binding. The transcript has a single exon. The record is from RefSeq and is a predicted model, not a curated record. Bases 1 to 1290 code for a protein of 429 amino acids.
AUGCUCGUGGGGAGCAUCAUGCAUCUCCCACCUGAGCUUCACGACGAGAUCCUCCUUCACCUAGACAGACAAGACAUCGCCUCAUACCGCCUCGUAUGCCGCAACUUCGCUAUCGCAGGGACAGCCCCGUUAUUCUCCCGCCUGCACUUCCGCACCUCAGUAGAAAGCUUACACCGCCUGUCACAAUUCUCCAAGCUCAAAAGCGGUCGCCAUGUCAAGCAUCUCCUCUGGAACACUACAGGCUCCGAGUUUGAAGCAAGAGCUUUCCUAGAAGGCUUCCGCAUGCGCGAGAUGAAAUACAUCCUCGGACGAGCGUCUCCUAGCCUGCCCACACGCACUGUGACACUACCCGAACCGUGCCCACCCUCACCCCCAUAUUCAUCAUCAGAAAUUGAAGAAGAUGGAAAGGUGGAAUUGCAAUUAAGCUGUAGUCUAGGCGUCUUCCUGCUCACCACCAUCUUCUCCGGCUUUCCUAAUCUAAAGAGCCUCUACAUCCUCACCUCGCGCACCUCCCCCAGCGCCUUCACCCAAGACGGCUGGGCUACCCGCUCUCUCACAUCCGCUCCGGACCCUUGGCCUUCAGAAUGGAAAGUAACACACGGCUGUCCUCGCUGCUGCGGCCUCUGCCAAGCUAUCCAGAGCAACGGUCGCUACGAGAUGCAGGUCGCAGCCCUCGCGGCGUAUAGCGCAGGCUGCCCUUUAACGCAGCUGCGCGUGGAGCAUCUGAAGUUUUUGGAUUCGAAUUCAGGUGCGGUAGUGCAAGGGUAUGAAACAGCGUUGGGGAAUGUGGAGGAGUUGGAUUUGGUGUUCGGUAUGCGGACUCGAUCCGUGGUCCAUAUCCAGCAGAUCUUCAAGGCGACGCCAAAGCUUAAAGUGCUGAAGCUGUGGCUCAACUCUGCGAGCUGGUGGGCGGACACGGAUCACACCGCGCCUCUACCCAAUCUCAAAGACAUCUUUCCCUCGCCGGAGGCUUUCCCUGCACUCCGUCAGCUCGAGCUCCACCAGCUCGACGUGGCAGAGGACUUUCUAGAAGCGUUUCUGUUAAGCCAUGCCAGGACGCUCAUGGUUCUCAAGUUGCAUCGCAUGCGGCUUAAUGCAGGUGGUUUAUGGGUGUCGCUGCUUAAGCGAUUGCACGGGAGACUGCGGGCGCUGGAGGAGGUGUGGCUGGAUGGAGAGUUUGAAGAUGGUGUUUCAUACAUAGAUGGGACUGGCUGGGAUAUGGACUCAUCCCUUGGUCGUAUCUGGGAGGCUCAAUUGCUAGGGAGGGAGGAAGGCGUGAAGGAUGGUUGA